AUGGCCAAGGUGUCCAAUCAUGAUGGGCUAGUGAUAAAGUACCUUGUGUGCGAUGCGCUGAGCAUCCAACCUAGCCUCUUAAGUGACGAUCAUGAACCCCAAAUCUCAUACGAGCCUCAAGAGGGAGUCGAGAGACUUGAGGAAUAUCGACCUGGGGGCUAUCAUCCAAUGCGAAUCGGAGAUGUCCUGAAAUCUCGCUAUAGAGUGGUCCACAAGCUGGGGCAUGGUUCCUAUUCAACAAUCUGGCUAGCUCGUGAUCAACAAGUUGAGAAAUACGUCGCAAUUAAGGUUUCCAGGGCAGAUUCAAAAUCACAAGAAGUGGAUAUCAUAUCCGCUCUCAGCAGAUUACACUAUCCUGCAGUAGACAGUCCAGGCCAGAGAAUGAUCCCUUGGAUUCUCGAUACAUUCGAUCUUGAUGGACCAAAUGGGACUCAUGCUUGCCAUAUCACCACACCAGCAAGAGCUAGUCUUGCUGGUUUGAAAGAUGGUUCGUGGAUCCGUCUAUUCCAGUUAGAUGUAGCUCGUGCAUUGGCUGCCCAGCUCAUCCUUGCUGCGGACUACUUACAUACGCAAGGGAUUGUGCAUGGAGACCUGCAUCUGGGUAACAUCCUCCUCAGACUUACUCCUCACUUUGAUCAGCUCUCACCCGAGCAAUUAUAUGAGGAAUAUGGGGCCCCGGAGCCCGAGCCUGUCAUCCAUUUGGAUGGAAAGCCGCUUCCUCCUGGUGUUCCAUCCCACGGGAUUGUGCCUAUAUGGCUUGGGGCAGCAAGUGAGAAGAUCACACUUCCCGAAGCCAGGAUCCUGCUUACAGACUUCGGGGAAUCCUUCUCAUACUCAGACCCGAAAGAACUCCGGUACGAAUCUCGCACACCGCUUGUCAUUCGUCCCCCGGAGUGUCGAUUUGAACCACAUAGGCCGCUCUCGUAUGCGUCGGACAUCUGGACUCUUGCCUGCACGAUAUGGUCUAUCAUAGCUCAGAGGCCGCUGUUCGAAGGGUUCCUUGCCACGGAGGAUGACAUGACCCGUGAGCACGUCGAUACCCUUGGCAUCUUGCCGCUGGAGUGGUGGAGGAGGUGGGAGACGCGACGGGAAAAGUUCACCGAAGAUGGCAGGCCCAUCAACCGCAAUCCGUUCCGGUCUUGGAGCGAUCGGUUUGAAGACAGCGUGCAGCAGCCCAGACGACAGGAAGGGAUGCCCGUUCUUGGCGACGAUGAACGGGAUGCUAUCUUCGACAUGCUACGGCCGAUGCUCGCAUUCAGGCCUGAGGAACGAUGUACGACUAAGCAGAUCCUCGAGACAGAAUGGAUGGUGAAAUGGGCCUUCCCUGCAUAUGAAAAGAUUCCGAAGAGUGAUCAAUAG
Messenger RNA from Aspergillus uvarum CBS 121591, 1359 nucleotides. Its product is annotated as kinase-like protein. The coding region runs from base 1 to 1359 and encodes 452 amino acids. The transcript is spliced from 2 exons. Gene Ontology annotation, biological process: regulation of mRNA processing; spliceosomal complex assembly; protein phosphorylation. Gene Ontology annotation, molecular function: ATP binding; protein kinase activity. The record is from RefSeq and is a predicted model, not a curated record. Lineage: Eukaryota; Fungi; Ascomycota; Eurotiomycetes; Eurotiales; Aspergillaceae.